AUGUAUUGUUGCUCUUUUCUUUCUCGGCUGGGAGUCGGCAUGGCGAGCAUGAGCUCAACGCUCGUCGAAACGGUCUCCAUCAACUAUGAGGACUUUAACGAGAGCUUCCUCACCUGCGGCACCUGUUUAUGUACGUACGAUGGCGGCGAACAUACUCCAAAAUUGCUUCCGUGCUCCCACACUGUGUGCUUACAUUGCCUCACUCGUAUAGCAGCCUCACAAACCCGGGACGCUGGUAGCUUCCGCUGUCCUAUCUGUCGCGAACUCAUCACCAUACCGCGCGGAGGCGUCCCAGCAUUACCACCCUCAUUCCUCGUCAAUCAGCUUUUAGAUUUAAUGGCAAGACAACGCCGCGAAGUUAUACCCCAAUGCAGUUCCCACCCGGGAAGAGAGCUUCUCUUUUGCGAAACCUGUGACUGUGUUUUCUGCAGGCAUUGUGCCGACGGUCCCCACAGUGAUACACCCUGUGAUCACACCGUAGUGCCGUUUUCGAUAGCUUUAAAAAGAAUGUCUGAAAUACUCUUGUAUAGAGCCAAUGAGUGCCUGAGUAAGCUUGGAGCGGCCAGGGAGGCCGUGGCAAGUGAAUUGAGAAGAUUAGAAGCGGCUGCUACUGCGGCCGAUGAUGCUAUAGAUAGACAUUUUGCAGAAUUAAGAAAUGCUUUAGAUAAGCGACAUAACGAAUUAAAAUCGGCUGCCAGUGCCGCUGCAACGCAUAAACGGAAGCUACUUGAAGAGCAACUGAAAUUAAUAGAUGCUGAAAAGACGAAGGUGGAAGCAGAAUGUAAUGGCCUCCAGCAGCAAGUAGAAGUUCGGGAAGUUAGUAGUCGUGCAGCAGCAUUGGGAGCUAGAUUGGGUGAUGCAGCAGCUCUAGCUGAACCACGGGAGAACGCCUUUUUAGCUGUAGACUUCGCGCACAAUGAUGCUCACCAGAGGUUGACUGAAGCUUUGGCUGAACUGGGAAGGGUUCGGACCAGUACAACAUUCCCUGGCUUAUGCACUUUACAGUUAGAAUCAUCUUGUGUCUGUGGUCUGGAAGUGGUAGUCUCUCUUCGCACUGUGGAUUAUCAUGGUGAAGCGCGGAGCACUGGCGGAGAUCCCGUUACUGCAGCCGCUACACUUGAUGAUGCGCCAUUACCUUGUACGGUCACUGACUUAGAUUGUGGGAUGUACAGAAUAACAAUGCGUCCGUGGAGCGCAGGCGCGAUUUGCGUACGCGUGCUCGUGUUUUCGCGAUCUGUACGUGAUUCGCCAUUACGGGCACGAGUCGAGACGCAUGCUGCACCCGAACUAGUUUGGGGGUCACGGGGCACGGGCAAGGAACAAUUAAGUCAGCCGGUUGCGCUUGCUAGGUGUCCCAAACGUCGAGAGAUAUACGUUCUUGACGCUGGAAAUUCUCGAGUGAAAGUAUUAGAUGAUGAAACAUUUGCAUUUAAAACUCACAUAGUCAAUGAAGGUUUAGCAGGUCGCAGUUGUACAGGUAUAGCUGCGACGGCAGAGGGCGUGGUAGCAGUUAACUGGCGAACUAGAACUGUCACUGAGGUGAAUAUAGACGGUUCUACUCUCCGCACAAUAAAGUCAGAUCGCUUAGUGGAGCCCGUGUGUGUAGCGGCCGAUAUCGACUCGAGAAGACUGGCUGUGGCCGACAAUGGAGCUAGAACUGUGUUUGUGUUUGACGGGGACGGGAAUAUUGAGAGAGAGAUAGAUAGCGGUAACUUGGGUCUAGUGGGUGGUCUGGCGCUCACUGAAGACUUGAUAAUUGUGGCGGAUGUCGCGGUGAGGAUUUACGACUCUGAAGGGAAUUUGCUGUCCAUACGUGCGACUGUGCCUAAAGGUCGCGGCGGUUAUGGCGGCAUAGCUUUAGAGCGCACCGAAAAUGGUUUGCACAUCGUAUGCGCACGUUCCAUACGCGGCCGGCCCGCUAUCAUAGUACUGGAAGCAGAGGGCUCGGGUGGUAUAGUGGCGGGGUGUGAACUGACUGAAAAACGACCCAGGAGGGUCGCGGGUUUGACGCUUCUGCCUAAUAAAAAGGCGUUAUUGGCUGACCUGGCGGGAGACUGUUUGAGACUGCACACUUAUUGGUGA
Messenger RNA from Pieris macdunnoughi, 2082 nucleotides. NCBI's taxonomy places the organism in Eukaryota, Metazoa, Arthropoda, Insecta, Lepidoptera, Pieridae. The record is from the annotation of a GenBank genome assembly.